Messenger RNA from Mangifera indica (mango), 1105 nucleotides. Its product is annotated as hevamine-A-like. The transcript has a single exon. Gene Ontology annotation, cellular component: extracellular region. Lineage: Eukaryota; Viridiplantae; Streptophyta; Magnoliopsida; Sapindales; Anacardiaceae. The coding region runs from base 94 to 996 and encodes 300 amino acids. Gene Ontology annotation, biological process: carbohydrate metabolic process. The record is from RefSeq and is a predicted model, not a curated record. Gene Ontology annotation, molecular function: chitinase activity.
ACACACACAGAAUAAUUCUUCGUCAGCUCCAGCUCGUUAAGCUCUAUAUAAAGCAGCAACUGCUUCACAGAUAUUGGCAUAGUUUAAAAGAAAAUGGCUACAAAAUCUAAAGCCACGCAAAUAUUUCUCUCCCUGCUAGUCCUUUCACAGUUCCUUGCCGCCUCUCAUGGCGGUGGCAUAGCCAUCUACUGGGGUCAAAACGGCAACGAGGGCAACCUUACCUCAACCUGCGCCACCAAAAGAUAUGCCUACGUUAACGUGGCAUUUCUCUACAAGUUCGGCGGUGGGCAGACUCCGGAACUCAACCUUGCCGGCCAUUGUAAUCCUAGUUCCGGCGGGUGCAAAAGUGUCAGCACUGGGAUAAAAUACUGCCAGAGCCAAGGCAUCAAGGUGUUGCUUUCUCUUGGUGGGGGAGUCGGUAAUUACACUCUCACUUCUACAGCCGAUGCCAAAAACGUUGCAGAUUAUUUGUGGAAUAAUUUUCUGGGUGGAAGCUCAAGUUCCAGGCCGCUGGGUGAUGCUGUUUUGGAUGGAAUUGAUUUUGACAUCGAGAGUGGUUCAACUGAGUACUGGGAUGAUCUUGCUAAUUUCUUGUCAGAUUACAGUAAGCCUGAAAAAAAAGUCUACUUAUCAGCAGCUCCACAGUGUCCAUUUCCUGACAGAUUACUAGGGACUGCAAUUGACACAGGGAUUUUUGACUAUGUUUGGGUUCAGUUUUACAACAACCCACCUUGCCAAUACACUUCAGGAAACACUGCAAAUCUUUUGAGCUCUUGGAACAACAAUUGGGCUCCGUCUUUGAAAAGUGGGAAGCUGUUUCUGGGGCUGCCGGCAGCACCGGCUGCGGCUGGAAGUGGGUAUAUUCCACCGGAUGUCUUGACUUCUCAAAUACUUCCUGAGAUUAAGAAGUCGACGAAUUAUGGAGGUGUCAUGCUCUGGUCAAAGUUCUAUGAUGAUCAAACUGGGUAUAGCGCCUCCAUUAAAGCUAGUGUUUGAAUUGAAGCGGCAAAUUAGUUUGAAGCAAAGUUGGUACUAUUUUCUUUGAUUUUGCAAAGUGUUAUCCAUAUCUUUCAAGUCAAUUAAUAAAAUGAAUAAAGUUCUUUCA